AGAAGAGCUUCAGGUUGUGUUGAGUGAUGUGAUAUCCGCCCUCCUCAUCUAAAAUACCAGAAUAUUCUCCCUAAUCCCCCGCCAUUAAAUUCCUCAACAUCUGUCUUCUGUAAUGAAUACACGAUAAACUCGACAGUCCGGUUGUUUACGGGUUUCUCACUGUCUGUUAGUUUGGUGUGUAUUUCCUCGUGAAUGGGUUGAACCAAAAACCUCACAGGCAGAGACUUCCUUUGAUUUGGGCACCGGGCUAUAAAGCCUUUCUACAGACAUCUCCAGUUAAAGACAGUUCACAAUCCCCCCUUUAUAAAAAAAAACUUUGCGUCCCUACAAUAAAAGACGACAGCAGCAGCUCCAUUUAAAAUGCCUCUUGGAUUGGGCCGCAGAAAGAAAGCAUCUCCUCUGGUAGAGAAUGAGGAGGCAGAACCGAUCCGAGCCGGGCUGAACGUCUCAGGCCUGGAUAGGCUGGAUGGUAGUGGGGUCAGCCUGGGCGGAGGAGCGACCCAGGAGGGCCUGCCACCUCCACCGACCAGCCUACGUCCUCGUCUGAUCUUCCACACCCAGCUGGCUCACGGCAGCCCCACCGGUCGCAUCGAGGGCUUCAGCAACGUGCGUGAACUGUAUGCCAAGAUAGGAGAGGCUUUUGGGAUACCUCCAACGGAGGUAAUGUUUUGCACACUGAACACUCACAAAGUGGAUAUGGACAAACUCUUGGGUGGCCAGAUUGGUUUGGAGGACUUUAUAUUCGCUCACGUGAAGGGCCAGAGGAAAGAGGUGGAUGUCUUUAAAGGAGAAGAUGCCCUUGGGCUCACCAUCACUGACAAUGGAGCUGGCUAUGCUUUUAUCAAGAGAAUCAGAGAAGGCAGCACUAUUGAUCAGAUCCAAGUCAUCAACGUUGGUGACAUGAUCGAGUCGAUCAAUGGGCAGAUACUCAUCGGCUGUCGCCACUAUGAGGUUGCCAAAAUGCUGAAGGAAUUACCUAAAGGAAAAACCUUUGUCUUGAAGAUGGUGGAACCUUUGAAAGCAUUCGACAUGAUCAGUCAGCGCUCUGGAAGCAGGUCGGGCUCGGCACAGUUAGGAACAGGCAGAGGAACAUUGCGUCUGAGAUCUAAAGGACCGGCCACUGUGGAGGAACUGCCCUCAGCAUUUGAAGAAAAAGCUAUUGAGAAAGUGGAUGAUCUUUUGGAGAGCUACAUGGGCAUUAGAGACAGUGAACUUGCGGCCACGAUGGUGGAACUCGGCAAGGAUAAAAAGAACCCGGAUGAGUUUGCCGAAGCUUUGGAUGAGACUCUUGGUGACUUUGCAUUUCCAGAUGAGUUUGUGUUCGAUGUAUGGGGCGCCAUAGGCGACGCGAAGGUCGGCCGCGUGUAACUCUAAAAACACUACUUUUAGGAAAACUUUAGAUUUUUUUUGGGAGCUGUUUUUAAGAUCGCCGGUAGUUCCUCUGUAGUUUUUUUUAAGCUGGAUAAAGACAUAAUGUUGAAUGACGUAUUGAAGCUGUAUUUAGAUUUGCUCAAGUCGAGUCUUACUAGUUUUAAAGUUGAGUGAUGAGAUGAAUUGAAGAUGUUUACCUCGAUUCUGCCAUCCCUGCGAUGUUAUUCUGUUACAUACUGUGACUUUCACUUGCACUGUAUUCAUUGCACGCUAUGGCACAGCAGCCAGAACACACAGUGCAGACUGAUAUAUAGACGCUGUGCUGCUCUGCGACCUCCAUUGUGUGCAUCUGCCCUGUCCUGUUACAAAGUUAUGGACCAUUUGUGUUAUCAACACUACAGUGCGAUGAUUCCCGCAAGCAUGUGCUGUCUUAUGUGUUACGUUCUCUUUUAUAUGAAGGAUUUAAAGUGGCUUUGAAAUCGUGGUGGUGAAUUGUACGUUGCAACUGCUUCCAAGGAACCUCUAGUGCUUUACAUUCCCAGUUCUGUGACUUCCGUUGAAAUAGCUGUUGGGAAAAACUAUCGUAGGAGAGUGGUGAUGUACCUUCUAAUGCCAAACAUGAGAUCAUCUUUCUGUUAAAGCAGUAUUAGUAAGUAUUAGGAACAGUAAUUCAGCUGUUACAUUAUUUAUCAUUUUUACAUUUGAUGGAGAGAAUAUGGAGGACAUGUAGGGUUGGGUGAGAUUUUUAAAAAUGUUUACUGCGCGAAUUUUGUAGGCAUAAUGUGUUAAAGCAACACUAUGUAGUUUCCAUGUAAAAAUGACUUACAGCUCCCCCAUGUGGUUGAAAAGUGCAACAUUGCCUGGUAUCAGACACUCUUCUGCAGGCAGGGGAGGGCGGGGCUGUGUUUCCUACCCUCCACCGCCACUUUCAGAGUGUGCUUGUAGCAGCUAGGAGGCUGCUCAGGUUGCAGCAACAGUACAAUUUGUCCAGUUAAAAGUUGUUCUAUCACUGAAAUAAUUUUAGAGACAUUAUUUAAAGGUAAAAAAAACUACAUAGUGUUCCUUUAAACUAAACACAAGAAUACAAUUUACUCAUUUUCAUUCAUAUGCACCAAAAAACUAUUGUAAUAUAAAGCAGUAUUAACCUACAUAAAGUAUAUUUUACUACGUCAUUUUUUUACAUACCGAAACUAAUAUCUUUGAACAUUUUUGAGUGAUAAUACAAAUCUAAGUUUCGAAUUAAUUCAUUGAGUGCAUUCACAUGCACAGUCUUACAUCGAUUAUGCUUAAUGAACUGAUAACGUGUGGGGUCAUGUAAACGCGUAAAACGGUUUUCCUUUAUCAGGGAAAGCCCAUAAACGGCAUAAGCAAAAACCAAUCGGCACAGGUAGUUUUUUGCUCAUUACGUCGAUUUCGCGUGGCAUGUAAACACCUUAACAGGCUUUCUCACGGUUUUGUCCAUGUGCGCAUGUCUCGGCGUAUGAAAGAUAAACGUCACAUGCGGAAGUAAGUGCAAAGUAACGCAUAAAAGUCUCUGCUCGACUAAAGCAGUUGGUAGAGAAACUGAGAAAAUAGAAGCUAAUGUUACAUUUACAGGUUCUGCAGACCCGAGAAGAGAUACAACAAUACAGCUUAAGACAGAUAUGCUGUCGGCUUUUCGAAUGACUUUAAUCUACUAUAGGUGGUGACGGCACUGCCUGCGAGAAAACUGAUAAUUCUUCAAGUCCCAUUUUAACGCAGUUGUCUGCAUAGCCGGUUUAUUGAUUUGCAUGUAAACGCAUGAAAACAGUUUUCUAUAAUAAGCAGAUUUUUGAUAGUUAUCCACUUAUUCUGUGCAUGUAAAAACGUACUCAUUGAGUCAUUAGCUGGUUUCCAUUACAGAUUUGCGCAAAAAAUUUCCAAUGUUUAUUGCGAAUUGACAACGUUUCCGUUAAUUGACGUUAUGCGACUAAAACGUACGUUUUUAGCAAUAAGUCAUUAAAAAACAUGCUGGUAGGUUUAUGUGUAUCGCAGCUAUAGCACUAGCCGUUAUUUUUAAUCAAAGAUAACGCAAACGCUUGAAUGUUUUUUUGCCCCUUAUAAUUGUUAGCAAUUUCUAGGAGGUUAUAGUACACACUUUCGCUUCCUUAAGUCAUGUGAUCUGUAAAUGCGAAAAACUAUUUUCAUUUAGCAACAUACAUUUCUUUUUUAGACUGACCUGAAAACCACCUCAUACAAGCUUUUUUUGGCGAUAUAUGUGAAUUUUUCAGAAAUUGACUCUGUUACAUUUAGCUAAUUUACGUUAUUUCAAUUUGCACAAUUGACCCUUUGCUAAACCCCGCCCUCCUUAGUUACUGUUGCUAUGCCUGACAAGCUUUUGCGCCUGGCAAGUCUAUUACAGUAUGUUUGCGCCGGUGUCAGACAUUCCAAAGGAGAUAAUUAUUAAUUUUUGGCGAACAGGGGAAAUUUUUGAGAGAGCAUAACAAAAGGGAGUGCAGUAUGCAUUCGAGGGAUAUAUCCAAGAUAUCCAUAAUAGCGACGCGAAGUGUCAGUUAGAAGCAUAAUUGAAACAACUACUCAAUCAACAGUCCAAAUGAAUUAACGAAAAUUAUUCAAACUCUAAGAGCAUUUUUGCUGCUGAGAGGAAUCAUGAAACUUGGACAAAUAUAAUCUGCAUUACAAUCCUAUUCAGAUGCUGCUUUGUUGGAUAUCACCCAACCCUAUGUAAAUCCCAAAGUGAAUUAAGUGGUUUUACAAAAAUGUAGGGCUGGAUAACGAUUAAUCGCGACUAAUCGGUUGUAAAAUAAAAGUUUUGUUCAUAUAUAAAUAUAUAUAAAUAUAAAAUAAAAUUUGUGUAUAUUUAUAUAUAAAAUAUAAUUAUACACAGAACUCACACAUAUAUAUGAUGUGAACAAAAACUUUUAUUUUACAACCGAUUAGUCGCAAUUAAUUGUUAGGCAGCCCUACAAAAAUGACACUACAUUCUAUAAGUGUUUAAAAUGUGUAGCUGUUGUGCACGAGUUUAUUGUUACAACUCUUUUUUUCUUCUUCUUUUAUUUAACCAGGCAGUUCAACACUGUAGUAUUCCACAUCUGUAUCAUCAAAGCAUGUUUAAAAUGUAAAAUAUACGGAUCAUGUUAAAACGUCAAACUUUAUAUUUCGUUUAUUAUUUAGCCGAGUGUUUUAUCUUCUUGCUGAUCUGGUUUUGGUGUUACUUUUUACAUGCUGUAAAGCUACGAGUGUAGCUUUGAAUUUAUAGUUGAUGUUAUGGUUUUAAUGGUUUCAUGUUAAACUGUACUACCUUUAUGGCAAUAAUCAUGAUAGGAGUCUGGUUUUAUUUCAGGCAGCAAUAGUAUUGCACCAAGUUGUAUUGUUAGAUGAGUUUCUCAGUACUAUUAAAGUAAAGAAAAUGA
Messenger RNA from Paramisgurnus dabryanus, 4763 nucleotides. NCBI's taxonomy places the organism in Eukaryota, Metazoa, Chordata, Actinopteri, Cypriniformes, Cobitidae. The record is from RefSeq and is a predicted model, not a curated record.